Coturnix japonica (Japanese quail) is the source of this 1229-nucleotide messenger RNA. Its product is annotated as potassium channel, subfamily K, member 16-like. The record is from RefSeq and is a predicted model, not a curated record. NCBI's taxonomy places the organism in Eukaryota, Metazoa, Chordata, Aves, Galliformes, Phasianidae. Gene Ontology annotation, molecular function: outward rectifier potassium channel activity; potassium ion leak channel activity. Gene Ontology annotation, biological process: potassium ion transmembrane transport; stabilization of membrane potential. Gene Ontology annotation, cellular component: plasma membrane.
UAGCAGCUGGGAGGGCUCUUCCUGCCUAGGGGAGGCUCCACAGGAGUUUGUGGGAUUUACCAGUCUCCACCUCUCUCUCCCUGUCCUUCACCAAGGGCCAUGUGCAGUGGCAAGCUGCAGACAGGUUUGCUGGUGGGCAGCUAUUUCGUCUAUUUGCUGGUGGGUGCAGCCGUGUUCCAGGCGCUGGAGAGGACAGCCGAACAGCAGCAGAAAAUGGCAGCUGCCCAGAUGAAGGAGGCUUUUCUGCAGAAUUUCACUCACCUCACAGUGGCAGAGAUGGAGCAGUUUAUGAAGAACCUGACUGAAGCAAUUCAGAAUGGAGUAUACCCUAUUGGAAAUGAGUCACAGACUGAAAACAGCAACUGGGAUUUCAGUAACUCCUUCUUCUUUGCAGGCACAGUGGUCUCCACAAUAGGUUAUGGCACAUUAUGUCCUAAAACUGUUGGGGGCCAGAUCUUCUGUGUCUUUUUUGCUCUCUUUGGAAUCCCUCUCAAUAUUGUUUUUCUGCACCGUGUUGGUAAGAUCCUCUCAUUGCUGUGUAAAAAGCUGGGCAAGUUCCUGUACGAAAAAGGAAUGAGACAGAAGAAGAUCAAAUUUCUGACCCUUCUCUUCUUCCUCGUGACUGGGAUCCUGGUGUUUCUGUGCUUGCCGUCACUAUUCUUCCAGAUAACAGAGGGUUGGUCCUACAGUGAAGGAAUUUACUUUGCGUUUAUCACCCUCAGCACCAUUGGCUUUGGAGAUUACGUAGUAGGUAAACAACCUGGCAGGAUUUAUUUUGCCUACUACCGAACACUUGUGGCCAUUUGGAUUCUUUUUGGACUUGCCUGGAUUGCCCUCCUAUUUAAUUUAUUGACAACAGUUCUAGAAGAUACUGAGAAAAUAAUUGUCAAGGAUCUUCAUCAGAUUGGAAAGGCGGGCGAAGAUAAUGCAGCAAGCCAACCAAGAAGGUGCUGGCCUGUUCAAUUUAUUCCAGAAGAAGAACUAAUAUCACCAUGUGUUGAAGGGGAUGCCCAGAAAAUGGAGUCCUUAGCAGCAGAGGGUGCACAGGAAAACGGAGUAAGUAGCAGCACGUUCUGAACAAACAAAAAAUGGGGGAAAAAAAUGUGUCUUCUGAUAGCCAAAAAUACUGGCUACAUACUAUAACGUGGACAUGUAAUUUGUCAUUGGAAAUUUGCUAGUGCAUUAUUCUAAAGAAACUCCCAAGAAAUUAAACUUAUCCCACCUUUUGC